AUGGACAUGGCCUCAACCAUAACGAAGGACAACAAUAGCGCCCCGUCUGCAAUCGUCGACGAACUUGUUGCAGAUUUUCCAGGUCCUGCACAAGUGGCAAAACGACCAGGUCAUUCGGACCACAUCGACGAAGAACCCAGGGCCCUUCAUCUUACCCCCUGCACGUUUACGCGGUACGCCGAACUUCCGCAAGGUGACCGUGAGAAAUACGACCUCGUCGACGGCCUGCUUGUCUUCUCACCAAGGAUGGGCGAUAACUUGCACGAACGCAUAGUGUCCUACAUUAUCAGCAAAGCUCAAGUUGCUCACGCCACUAAGAAAGCGUACAUAACCAUUUAUGGACGCGGAAAAGUGUACAUACCGAGUCGCAGGAGGGCUCUGGAGGCUCAGUUCGGUGAGGUGUUCGAUGACUCCGGCUCACCUACGUCCUCCCCAGGUGGGUCUAGUUCCUCUGGCAAAUCGGACACGGUACGCGAGCCGGAUGUCUCCAUCGGCAAAUAUCGUGACGAUAGAGCUAUGGAGUCCACAGCAGGCGAGCAAUCAAAGACAAUCAGGUUUGGAAAAAACGUUGAUCCCCCCGUACUCGUGUUUGAGGUCACGAGUCCCUCCACUCGCAAUAUCGACCUCGACGAUAAGUGGAGAGCGUACCGCCGAGCCAACAUCGAAGAAUACGUUAUUGUCGACCGUGGUGGAGUUGGUGGAAAAGAUGCUUGCGUCAUUGUGGGUAAACUUCAUGGCCGAAGCGACAAGGACGGAGACCGACAAGGGUCUGGCGAUCCUACUAUAACCACUCGCGCCAGUGGCAGUUCGCCGAUGUACCACAGAAAGAUCUAUCGGGGAAAUGAGUCCGUCAUAUGCCGUAUCUUCAGCCGUGAAGACAAGAUAACGGUGAAAGAGUUGCUCAAUCCUCCGAGUGGCACUAAGGUGAUUGCGUACGAGCUGCAGCACAGGGACACAAAAAUUGCAAAGAAAGAUGCAAAGAUUGCAGAGAAAGAUGCAAAGAUUACAGAGAAAGAUGCAAAGAUUACAGAGAAAGAAGCAAAGAUUGCAGAGAAAGAUGUAGAGAUAGAUAAAUUGAGGGAAGAGAACAAGAGGUUGAAAAAGCGCGAUAGAAGUCCAACCCAAAGCCACCACAAUGGUUCGCCCAAUGGUUCGGGCACCAACAGCCCGUCCAGAAAGAAACAAGUAGAGCAAAAGCAUACAGAAAGGUAAGAAAAGAUAUGCUCUUUGGAAGGGAAGUCAGAUUUGCAGUCUGUGCGGGUUAGCCGUGACAGAUAUUAUAGCGGACAACUAGAUAGUGUUCUUGAUUAUGCCAAAUCAUGCAAGCAAUUGAAGAUAGUAAAUGAAAAGCCAUAGUUGUGAGAAA
Chondrus crispus (carragheen) is the source of this 1366-nucleotide messenger RNA. RefSeq lists its product as hypothetical. NCBI's taxonomy places the organism in Eukaryota, Rhodophyta, Florideophyceae, Gigartinales, Gigartinaceae. The transcript has 2 exons. The coding region runs from base 1 to 1212 and encodes 403 amino acids. The record is from RefSeq and is a predicted model, not a curated record.